This is a messenger RNA of Henningerozyma blattae CBS 6284, 1695 nucleotides long. RefSeq names its product alpha-keto acid decarboxylase family protein. The transcript has a single exon. Gene Ontology annotation, molecular function: thiamine pyrophosphate binding; carboxy-lyase activity; magnesium ion binding. Lineage: Eukaryota; Fungi; Ascomycota; Saccharomycetes; Saccharomycetales; Saccharomycetaceae. The record is from RefSeq and is a predicted model, not a curated record. The coding region runs from base 1 to 1695 and encodes 564 amino acids.
AUGUCUCAAAUUACUUUAGGUAAGUAUUUGUUCGAAAGAUUAAACCAAGUUAAGGUCCAAACCAUCUUCGGUUUACCAGGUGAUUUCAACUUGUCUUUGUUAGACAAGAUCUACGAAGUCCCAGGUAUGAGAUGGGCUGGUAACGCCAACGAAUUGAACGCUGCUUACGCUGCUGAUGGUUACGCCAGAAUCAAGGGUAUGGCCUGUUUGAUCACCACUUUCGGUGUCGGUGAAUUAUCCGCUUUGAACGGUAUUGCUGGUUCUUACGCUGAACACGUCGGUGUCUUACACGUUGUUGGUGUUCCAUCCGUUGCUUCCCAAGCUAAGAAAUUAUUAUUGCACCACACCUUAGGUAACGGUGACUUCGAUGCUUUCCACAGAAUGUCUGCUGAAAUCUCUGAAACCACUGCUAUGAUCACCGACAUUGCUAACGCUCCAGCUGAAAUUGACAGAUGUAUCAGAACCACCUACGUCACCCAAAGAACUGUCUACUUAGGUUUACCAGCUAACUUGGUUGACUUAAUGGUCCCAGCCUCCUUAUUGGAAACCCCAAUUGACUUGGCUUUGAAACCAAACUGCCCAGAAUCUGAAUCUGAAGUUAUUGAAACCAUCUUAGACAUGGUCAAGAACGCCAAGAACCCAAUCAUCAUUGCUGAUGCCUGUGCUUCCAGACACAACGUCAAGAAGGAAACUGAACAAUUGAUUGACAUCACUCAAUUCCCAGCUUUCACCACCCCAAUGGGUAAGGGUUCUAUCAACGAAAAACACCCAAGAUUCGGUGGUGUUUACGUCGGUACCUUAUCUAGACCAGAAAUUAAACAAGCCGUUGAAUCCGCUGAUUUAAUCUUGUCUGUCGGUGCUUUGUUAUCCGAUUUCAACACUGGUUCUUUCUCUUACGCUUACCAAACUAAGAACAUUGUUGAAUUCCACUCUGACCACAUGAAGAUCAAGAACGCUACCUUCCAAGGUGUUCAAAUGAAAUUCGUCUUGGAAAAAUUGAUUGCCAAGAUUGGUGACUAUAUUAAGGACUACAAGCCAGUUGCUGUCCCAGCCGCUGUCCCAGCUAACAAACCAGUCCCAGCUGAAACUCCAUUGAAGCAAGAAUGGUUAUGGAACCAAUUGGGUAACUUCUUACAAGAAGGUGAUAUUGUCUUAACUGAAACCGGUACCUCCGCUUUCGGUAUUAACCAAACCACUUUCCCAAAGGACACCUACGGUAUCUCCCAAGUCUUAUGGGGUUCCAUUGGUUUCACCGGUGGUUGUGUUUUAGGUGCUGCUUUCGCUGCUGAAGAAAUCAACCCAGACAAGAGAACUAUCUUGUUCAUUGGUGACGGUUCUUUACAAUUGACUGUUCAAGAAAUCUCCACUUUGAUUAGAUGGAACUUGAAACCAUACUUAUUCGUCUUAAACAACAACGGUUACACCAUCGAAAAGUUGAUUCACGGUCCAACUGCUCAAUACAACGAAAUCCAAGGCUGGAACCACUUACAAAUCUUACCAACCUUCGGUGCUAAAGAUUACGAAGCUGUUAGAGUUGCCACUACUGGUGAAUGGGACAAAUUGACCACUGACAAGGCUUUCAACAAGAACUCUAAGAUCAGAAUGAUCGAAAUUAUGUUGCCAGUCAUGGAUGCUCCAUCUAACUUGGUUGCUCAAGCUCAAUUGACCGCUGCUAUCAAUGCUAAGCAAGAUUAA